This is a messenger RNA of Misgurnus anguillicaudatus (oriental weatherfish), 3425 nucleotides long. RefSeq lists its product as uncharacterized. The record is from RefSeq and is a predicted model, not a curated record. Gene Ontology annotation, molecular function: ATP binding; protein serine/threonine kinase activity. Gene Ontology annotation, cellular component: cytoplasm. Gene Ontology annotation, biological process: regulation of mitotic cell cycle; protein autophosphorylation; negative regulation of apoptotic process. Lineage: Eukaryota; Metazoa; Chordata; Actinopteri; Cypriniformes; Cobitidae.
GGAACAUUGUUCCAGUGUUAAGAGAGUGCUUUACCCCCUGCUUUGCUUAAAACAAAUGCAUUCUAAUGAGGAAAGCGCGCCCGUGCGUGCAUGAAGUAUAGGGAGGGGGGACGAUCUCGCUGGGGCAUGAUUUUGAUAAUGUGAGCUCGGUGUUAUCUCCUAAAAUGCAUUCAAGUUCAUCAUAAUGCACAGCUGCCAAUAGAUGGCAGUAGCUACAUUGGAUGGGUCUCAUUUAGUGCUAGUGACGGACUUUUCAACAACCUUGAAAAAAUAUACUGUUAAAAAAUGAAUGAUCUCUAUCCACUAAAACGUUAUCGCUUUUAAUUUAACGGCUAAUUUAAAACAAUUAUUUAUCAAACAGAUUGAAUUUGAAAUAAAGGCCUGUCUCUAAUAAAAGCCUGCUUCAAAUAAAAGCCUGUUACCUUCGGCAGUUAGGUAAAUAAAGGCCCCGGUCUUUAUUUGAGGAAUUACGGUAAUUCAUAUCAGGGGGAGUAAAUGAGAUUUCAUUUUGUAUAAACUUGUCCUGUGUAGGAUAAUUUAAGUAUAUACUUUAGUUUUUAAGUUAAUGCAUUGUGGGUUGUAGUGACAUUUGGACCAUUUUUUGACAGAACAUUGAAUUUUUACUUUUAAGUGGUUAUGGAAAUCUAAUUUGCCAACUUAUUUAUAUCAGCUUAAGUAUAUUUAGAAGCGCAUUUUUUUUCUAAAUACCAUAGUUACUGUUCCUAAAGCGUAAAAUGUGUCUGAGAAGUUUAUCAUGUGUAUGCCUUUAUUUCUACACAGCUCAUGGACUCAUGAUCGGCAGUGGAGAACGAGACGCUCAAUGGAGGUUGUCCGUCUCUUCAUCUGCAGCUGAUCGAGAGUCCAUUGUGUCUUCUGGGGCUUCAGUGGAGAGGAGUACAGUAGAACAAAAAAAGAAAGGGAAGAAGAGGAAGAAAAAGGGAAGAAAGGCGGCUAUCCGUUCUUUCUUCCAAAAAUCAUUGCAAUCUAUAAUUCAGACAUUCUGUGUCUGCCAUAAUGAGGAAGACUUGGAUCCAUCUGACCCACCUGAUCCAUCUGAUCCUCAGCCAGGUCCAUCCGGCCUGGAGCCAUGUGCCCGUAGAGAGCAUGCCGAUCUACUCAAGCCAACGGGCUAUCACGAACCAGACUAUUGCCUGUCUGGUUCUUAUACCUUGGACAAAACUGAAAUCCAAGAAGAGACUGGUCCCAAACAUGAUGGUCCCUUCGACCAGGAGCUCCGUGCUCAACCGGAUCAGACUUCUAGUCAGUCAUGCCUUUUUGGCCUGCAGAGGGCUCGUGAAGACAAUCUGCAAUAUAGUCCCUUCGGACUUGAGACGGCGAGCUAUGAAGGGCGAAACAAAUGCCUGUUUCGUUCAUUGAAUACCUUGGAUACAACUGAUAUCCAAGAAGAGACUGGUCCCAAACAUGAUGGUCCCUUCGACCAGGAGCUCCGUGCUCAACCGGAUCAGACUUCUAGUCAGUCAUGCCUUUUUGGCCUGCAGAGGGCUCGUGAAGACAAUCUGCAAUAUAGUCCCUUUGGACUUGAGUCGACGAGCUAUGAAGGGCGAAACAAAUGCCUGUUUCGUUCAUUGAAUACCUUGGAUACAACUGAAAUCCAAGAAGAGACUGGUCCCAAACAUGAUGGUCCCUUCGACCAGGAGCUCCGUGCUCAACCGGAUCAGACUUCUAGUCAGUCAUGCCUUUUUGGCCUGCAGAGGGCUCGUGAAGACAAUCGGCAAUAUAGUCCCUUCGGACUUGAGACGGCGAGCUAUGAAGGGCGAAACAAAUGCCUGUUUCGUUCAUUAAAUACCUUGGAUACAACUGAUAUCCAAGAAGAGACUGGUCCCAAACAUGAUGGUCCCUUCGACCAGGAGCUCCGUGCUCAACCGGAUCAGACUUCUAGUCAGUCAUGCCUUUUUGGCCUGCAGAGGGCUCGUGAAGACAAUCUGCAAUAUAGUCCCUUUGGACUUGAGUCGACGAGCUAUGAAGGGCGAAACAAAUGCCUGUUUCGUUCAUUGAAUACCUUGGAUACAACUGAUAUCCAAGAAGAGACUGGUCCCAAACAUGAUGGUCCCUUCGACCAGGAGCUUCGUGCUCAACCGGAUCAGACUUCUAGUCAGUCAUGCCUUUUUGGCCUGCAGAGGGCUCGUGAAGACAAUCGGCAAUAUAGUCCCUUCGGACUUGAGACGGCGAGCUGUAACUUACCAGUGAAAUGCCUCUCUGGUUCAUGUUCCUUGGACACAACUGAAAUCCAAGAAGAGACUGGUCCCAAAAAUGAUGGUCCCUUCGACCAAGAGCCCCAUGCUCAACCGGAUCAGACUACUAGUCAGCCAGGCCCAUCCGGCCUUCAGGGGGCUCGUGAAGAUAAUCGGCAGUAUAGUCCCUUCGGACUCGAGCCGACAAGCUAUAAAACACCAGUCUUUUGCCAGACUAGUUUAUUUACAUCAAAGCAAACGGAUCGUCAAGUUCCAGCUAAACCUGAACAUCGUCCAUGCUCUGAAAAGGAGAAAAGUGAUGAAGCUGAAGCUGACCCUGAACCAUCUGAACUGCAGUUAAAUUACCGGCCUGGAAGAAUAUUUAAAUUUCAUUAUGAAAUGGGAAGACAUAUAGGAAGAGGUGCCUUUGGUAAUGUUUAUGAAGGAAGACGCCUGUCUGAUAACAAAAAGGUCGCCAUCAAAACAAUCGAUAAGUCGUUUAGGAACCGGUACAUCGAACUUCCUGAUCACAAAAGCGAUUUGCUUGCAGAAGUGGCUAUAAAUCUGCUUUUACUCAAACCGAAGAAAAGCCCACACAUUGUGGAAAUGUUGGACUGGUUUACUGAAGAUGAUGAGCACAUCCUGGUUUUAGAGUAUCCGGAUCCCUGCGUGACCCUGACGAAGUUUAUAAGAGACAAUGGUUGCCUCUCUGAAGAGCUGGCACGUGAUUUUAUGCGGCAAGCGAUCCUCGGUGCUAAAGACUGCUUUAGGCGCGGUGUCUACCAUGGUGACAUAAAGCUUGAUAACAUCCUGAUCAAUACAGACACGAUGAAGCUCAAGUUAAUCGACUUUGGAGUCAGCCAACUUACGGAAGCUUGUACCGUUCAUGGCGUGGACAAAAGGAAGCAAGGACCUUGUGUUGCAAAGACGAUCUGUUCUUUUGGUGCUUUACUUUACAAAAUGCUGCAUGGAGACGAGCUGUCUAAACCCUAUUAUGAAUUCACCAAAAGUUAUCGGUCUAGAAGUUCAUCCAAAGAGUAUGAAGAAUUCAUGGAUCUGUGUUUUCAGAAUUAUAAAAGAGGCAGAAAGAGAAAGCCAAAAUUAGAUGAUCUCUUAAAACACCCAUGGAUGAUGAAAAAAUAAAUAUUGAGUUUAUAUUUUUAUGAAAAUGUUAUUUAUUCAUUCAUUGAUGACAAGAACAAUAAAAACUAUUACAUUUUCUAUUUUUAAAAA